GACGCCGGGCUCCGCUCGACCAAACUCUAGCUGGGACUGGUGUGCCGACUGCCAUCGUCCGCACGUGGGCGUGUGCGCGCGCGGCCCCGUCUGAAAAAGGACUCAGGGGCGUCGUCGAGGACCACUGACCACUCGUGCGGCUGCCCGACGAGCAGGAACCACUCCAGUGCCCGGGACCUCACCGGAGGGUCGGGGCCAGCAACCAGUCCAGCGGCAGACCAUGGGGGCUGGAGGCUCGACGGCCGGCGCGGCGGGCGACGACGAGGUCGAGUUCCGACCUAGAAGGCAGCGCUACGCGGGACCCGGCACGCAGCCCGUCCCGCCGGGCCAUCUGCGGGUGAGGGUCCCGCCCGGCCUCGGUCCUGGUAGUGAAGCCGCGUUUCAGACGCCUGAUGGGAGAGUCAUGCGCGCCGUGAUUCCGGCCGGCGCUAGAGCCGGUUCGGUGUUUGAUGUCAGACUCCCACCGCGGCGCGACAUCUCGGUGAGCGAGCGGCAAGAAGUGAAUGACAUGGCAGCCCGCCAAUUGAGUGCGAUGGCUGCUGUCCGAAACACCUUGGGCGACGUGGUCAUUGACGACGAAGCCAUCGAGGGGGCGUUGGUCGUGCACAACUUCGACGUGGAGAAGGCCGUGGCCCAUUUGAUCGAGAGCGGCGCGCUCACGCAGCGCGUGGCCAACGACUCCGGGACGCAAUUAGUCAAUCAACACUCCCGGGACGUCGGCGAGGACGCGCCCCUGCUCACGACGGCGCCGUCGCCGAAGCCCUCGGCGGACGCCUACGUGAAUGAAUUAAAUAGGCCGCUCGAGACGCAAGUCAACCCGCUGCGGGCGGGCCUGGCUUUGGAAAGCGGCCAAUCGCUGACGAGGGGCCGGCCGCACCGCCUCGACGAGUCGAAGGACGUGCUGGAUCCAUCAAGGUGCUUGCUGAGCGACGGCGGCAGCGCCGCGGACGCCAAGCCCGCCCCCAGUGACUUCCGGGCGGUCGACGCGAGCGGGGCGGAGGCCAAGACCGCGGCGCUGCAGCGCCUCGGCGCGCGAGACGCGGCGCGGGCCGACGCCAAGGCCGCCGCGCCCGUGAACGCGUCGCCUGGCGCGGGGCAAGCGACGACAGCUCCAGCCGUCUUCGAGCGGCAGAACGCCGCCGCCGUCCGCAGUUUAGCUCAAUCGCCCCUCACAACAACGGCAACAGCGGACCUCCUCGACUUCACGGCGUCCGCGAAAGACGAGCCCGCCCAGUUCUUCGAACCACAAAACAUGAGCGACGCCGACGCCAAGGAAGCCUUACAGGUCGUCGAGGCCAAGGAGGCCGCGGAAGAUACUCCGGUCACUACAUUGGAAGUAGUGGACUCGCACGUCGACCGCAUAUCGAUGGAAGACAUCGGAAAAUGCACAAAUAACUUCGGGACUUGUCUCGGCGAAGGCGGCGUCGGAAGUGUUUAUAGGGGCAAUCGUAAUGGGGAUGUGGCGGUGAAGCGGCUGAGAAACUUCUUCUCCGAGGGUUAUGAUUUCGUCGUCGAGGUGAACGUGUUGGCGCGCCUUGGACAUAGGAACCUGGUGCCGCUGUUGGGCUACACGUGCGACGCGACGGAGCGGUGUUUAGUGUAUGAGUUCUGCAAGGGCGGGUCGGUGUUUGCCAAAUUGCGGACGCCGCGCGCGUUAACCUGGUCCGACCGGUUGGAUAUCGCGGACGACGUCGCGAGCGGCCUGAAACAUUUGAGGGAGAACGACGUCGUGCACGGCGGCGUGAAGACGACGAAUAUCCUACUAGCGAGCAGUGAACCGCCCUACGUCGCGAAGCUGGGCGAUGGGGGCCUCGGACGACUAUUGGUCAGAAAUGAGGGCAAGCCGGUCAUCCCACAGACAGCCGUGGACCACUCUCGAGGUUAUGUAGAUCCCGCCUAUGCGAAGAAGGGGAACGUGGUGGCUGCCUCCGACGUCUACGCUUGUGGGGUGGUGCUGCUGGAACUGCUGUCGGGCCAGCUGCCGUUUACUCCUGGAAGGGAGCCUCCAGCACUCGCACAAUUCGCCUUUGACGCCGACUACGACGAGAAAACUCUGUUGGAUCCGACAUUGUCCGACUGUCCGCCGAGAGUGGCUUCUGGUCUGUCAGAAGUCGCGGCCAAGUGCCUCUCCGAAAAACGAAAGCAGCGCUGCAAAAUUAGGGAAGUGAGCGAAUCAUUACAUGAUCUGCGGGACGCGAUGCGCAACUUCCGGAUGGCGACCUUAUCGAGGACGGGCCUGACGCCCGUGCGUCGAGGGGCUGCGUCGUUACAGGCCGUGAGGGCGGUCAGCGCCUUCGGCGGCCUCGGCAGCGCGCGGCCGUUGCGACCGGCGCCCGUGCUCCAGCAGUCACCAGGUACAAGACUAGGAGCAAAGCCGCUGCCGUUCUAACCACAAGUAUAUUGUUAUUAA
Messenger RNA from Pelagomonas calceolata, 2410 nucleotides. The record is from the annotation of a GenBank genome assembly. NCBI's taxonomy places the organism in Eukaryota, Pelagophyceae, Pelagomonadales, Pelagomonadaceae.